GCUCGACGCGUGGACAAAAGUCGAAUAUAUAUAUAUGUGGUCGCACGGUCAGGUUGCCGCUGUGACCACCAUGUCUAGAGACACCGUGCUGAUCUGCACCUCCGUGGCCGCGCUCGUCCUGCUCUCCGUCCUCACCUUCCUCUGCUCCAGCAGGCGACGCCAGGGACACGGCUCCUCGUUAUCGUCGUCGCACCCGGCCGACGACAUCGAGCUCGGCUGCCGGUGCGCCACCGAGGGGAUCGACGAGGCCGAGCUGGCCGCGUAUCCGACGUCGGUGUACUCCUCGCCGAGACGCGUCGAUGAUGUCCAGCCUGAUGCCGCGCCGUCAACCGACGAGAGCGAUCGGGCGCCGGACGACACGACGUGCGCGGUGUGCCUGGCGGAGUACGCGGACGGCGAUGAGCUCCGGCGGCUGCCGGGGUGCCAGCACGCGUUCCACCGGCGGUGCGUCGACGAGUGGCUGCGCCGGCGGCCCAGUUGCCCGCUCUGCCGCACGUCGCCGCAGUCCACCACCGCGAAGAAUUCCUGAACCGCGCGUCAGAGAUAGCUGUCAGCGUGCAGCCAAUAGAUGGAGAGAGCUAGCUAGAUAGGUCGCCUGUGGUGUCGGGACCAUUUCGUCCGGCGGCAACAGAUGAUGUUUCCUGUGAGCAAAGUACAUACGUAGGGAGUAUAUCGUUUUGGCCA
This is a messenger RNA of Triticum aestivum (bread wheat), 684 nucleotides long. RefSeq names its product E3 ubiquitin-protein ligase Os03g0188200-like. The transcript has a single exon. The record is from RefSeq and is a predicted model, not a curated record. Lineage: Eukaryota; Viridiplantae; Streptophyta; Magnoliopsida; Poales; Poaceae. Bases 35 to 529 code for a protein of 164 amino acids.